Molecule: messenger RNA, 1454 nt
Organism: Helicoverpa zea (corn earworm)
Lineage: Eukaryota; Metazoa; Arthropoda; Insecta; Lepidoptera; Noctuidae
Gene: nmd
Product: outer mitochondrial transmembrane helix translocase
Exons: 8
Coding region: 147-1310 (387 amino acids)
Cellular component (GO): mitochondrial outer membrane
Molecular function (GO): ATP binding; ATP hydrolysis activity
Source: RefSeq, a predicted model, not a curated record
UUGUCUAUGAUGAAAAUUCACAAAAGCAUGACGGCUGCUACAUAUUUGUGAAGAAAUUCCAAAAUUAAUAUUAAUUCGAAGAGCACUCGGUUUUGAACGUCUUUACCGUUGUCUAUUUGUGAUAAGUUACUUAUUUCCCCGACGGCAUGAUGGUGGAAGGGUCAGCGUUUACGCGGAACGAUGUGUUCCAAAUGGCUAUACGCGUUGCUUUUGUGUCCGCGGUGACUUAUUUUUCAAUAAAAUGGCUCGUGAACCAGAUAGACCCAACAUCCAAGAGUCGGAAGAAGGCGGAGGAGCGAGCUCGCGAACAGUUACGCAAGAUGUCUUGCAGAGCCGGGCUGGGCAGCAAGCACUCCAUCGCCCUGGACAAGUUGACUGACCAUGAGAUGAUCAUCGCCUCGCAGUUGGUUGUGCCUGAUGAGAUUAGUGUGAACUGGAAGGACAUAGCGGGUUUGGACCACCUCAUCCAGGAGUUGCGGGAGACGGUGAUCCUGCCGAUACAGAAGAGGGAGCUGUUCGCUGACAGUCGGCUCACGCAGCCACCCAAAGGUGUAUUGCUGCAUGGACCCCCCGGUUGCGGUAAAACCCUGAUAGCGAAGGCCACAGCCAAGGAGGCGAACAUGAGCUUCAUCAACCUGGACGUGUCUCUCUUGACGGACAAGUGGUACGGAGAGACGCAGAAGCUGGCCGCUGCUGUAUUCAGUCUGGCGGUCAAGUUGCAGCCUUGUAUUGUGUUUAUAGACGAGAUCGAGUCGUUCCUGCGCACGCGCACACAGCACGACCACGAGGCGACCGCCAUGAUGAAGACGCAGUUCAUGUCGCUGUGGGACGGACUCAUCACUGAGCCUACCUGCACUGUUAUUAUUAUGGGAGCAACAAAUCGUCCUCAAGACCUGGACAAGGCGAUACAGCGUCGCAUGCCGGCCACGUUCCACGUGCCCAUGCCCAGCGAGACGCAGCGCGAGCGCAUCCUGCAGCUCAUACUGCGCUCCGAGCCCGUCGCUGAGGAUAUUGACUACAAGAGGCUAGCGAGUUCGACGGAAGGAUUCUCAGGGUCUGACCUUCACGAAUUGUGUCGUCAGGCCGCCGUGUACCGAGUUCGAGACCUCGCCAGAGAUGAGAUGGUCAGAGAGAUGAAUAAUGAGAUAAAACCCAAGACCGGCAAGUCAGGAUCAGAUUCUGACGAAGAGUACGUGGAUGCUGUGCGUCCGAUCACAAUGGAGGAUCUGCGCCUGUCACUCAGCAAGCUCAAGGAGUCCAAGAUACAGUGCGGCACACUCGCGCCAUCUAUGCGGAUAGAACUCGACUAGCGGACCUACGCGAUCAAUAUCGAUCUUAUAUAGGUAGGAAUUGUUGUUGUAUGUGUUUUAGCACGAGGUUUUAGAUCAAAACUAUUAAAUGUACAGAAAAAAAUUGUUUGACGAAGGUUUACAAGGGUACAGUCCUUUUUCAUU